AUGAUGCCAGAUACAUUAUUUUCGAAAACAGUUUUCCCAAUACUAAAAAGGUUGGUUACAAAUGAUAUAAAAAACGAGGAUACUGAUAAUGAUGAGUAUCUCUUAGAUAAAGUAACUUAUGCAGGCACUAUUGACUAUGAUACACCACAAUGUCAAAUCGUAAAUGAACUUAAGGGACUCUUUCCACAAAUGAAUAAUAAUAUUGGAGAUGAAAACCUUACUCGCAAAUCUCCAAAACAUCUAGAGUUUUUUUUAGGUGGGAUUCCAAGAUGCAAACAUGAUAUUGGGGACUUGCAUUUCAUAACAGUUAGUGAAGAUACUUGGUCUGCCAUGCUAAAUCGGAACCAGUGCCAAUUAAACCUUCUUGGAUUUCCCUUAGAAACACAGAAACCUGCUCGCAAACCCAAUAUGUCCAAAAAAAAUUUCGUAGAGUUAUUUGAAAAUUAUGUUUUUGGUAACGAUAGUGAUAGUAUUGGGUUAUACACAUUUAUUCAGUAUAAUUUAAAGUCAAAACAAAGUAUAACUAAAAUGGCAAUAAUCAAUUGGAUACAAGUAGAUCCCCAGUACUAUAGAUAUCGUAAAAUUCGAUUUCCUAAAGGGGAUGAUAUUAUUGAAGAUUACAUUUAUAAAUUCAACUUAAUAAAAGAGGAAACUAAUUUUUUAAACUAUGCUAAUGUGGGAGAUUCAAAUACCAGAAGAAAACAUUUUUUAAAGAGUUUAAAAAUGGGGAUUAAAUUGAAAAGCUACGAAUUUAAGGGCUAUAUCAAGUUAAGAGAACUGCAACAACAGGAACACUUGUCGGCUAGACUUGCCACAAAUAUGAAGCGGCAGUCUUUAGACCCAUACAAUUUUGUUAUAAUAACUUUAAUCAACACUGAUUUUCCAGAUAUAAAGAUAAAAGAAAAUGAAAAUGAAAAUGUGGAUACUAAGAUUUUAAAUUAUAAGAAUGAGAAUACCACCUCUAAUAUUCCUUCAUUUAAAAAGCAUUCCCAGCUUGAAAUACAAACUCCUUAUACUGAAAUCACCCCAGAUACUGGUUACUCAACUUUUAGAAAACAAAAACAGCAUCUGCAGCAUCAGCUUCAUCAAUACAACAACAAAAACAGCGAUCCUAAUAACGGCAGUGUCAAAGACAUUGCUAAAAUUAAAAACAAUCCGAAAUCGUUAAUGAAAAAUCCAUAUAUGAACUUUUCAGAAUACAACCCAAAAGCACAUAAUGAGCAUCUUCGCAACUUAUAUUGUCAUUUUGAUAAUUCAACCGAAAAACAGCUGAAACAAAGCCAGACCGCUAAACCCAAUGUUUUGCAAGAUAGGUUGAAAAAAGUGCGGAUCGAACCAAAUUUCGUAAUAAAUAAAACCCAAUGUGACAAUUAUAGCGAGCAGAAAGAAUCUUUUACAGUUUUUGAUACAUUACGUUCAUAUGUCUCUUUAAGCUCAAAGAACUUGGAGUUUAAUACCACACAUGCUUCCGAACAUGAGCAGUCUUUCGACUUACAUUCAAAAAAUGCUAGUCGUAUCAUAAGCACUGCCAGUAGUGAAUUUACUAACCAACAUGAAGAUGAGAGAAAUGACGCGGCAUCGAUAACUGAAUCAGUAUAUUCAUAUGAAUCAACAUCUUCUUCCACAUACUCAGCCAAGAUCAAUACUACUUUUGGUAGUUUUGUUCAUAGGAUUAAAAACCUUAAUAAGUUGUCACAUUUUCUCGAAAAACAAGAUAGUAAAAACGACUUUAGAAAACUGGAACCCAAAAAUAUAUCGCAAACUGACUCUACGAGUUUCAAUGACAUAGAAACAGCAAAAUCAUCCACUUCAAGUAUUGGAUAUUUUGAGAAAUUUUACAAAGAAGUUAUAAAGACAGAAUAA
Saccharomycodes ludwigii is the source of this 1863-nucleotide messenger RNA. RefSeq lists its product as uncharacterized. The transcript has a single exon. The coding region runs from base 1 to 1863 and encodes 620 amino acids. The record is from RefSeq and is a predicted model, not a curated record. Lineage: Eukaryota; Fungi; Ascomycota; Saccharomycetes; Saccharomycodales; Saccharomycodaceae.